UUGAACCGCCGUAACCCUGGUGCCGAGCAGUCGCUGUUCACCGCAGAACUUGAGAAGUUCCGGCCAUACCAACAGCGCCUUGUAGCUACUGUGCACAAUCAGCAAGUCGUAUUGCAGGAAAUCCAGGGACUAUGGAAGAGCUUACGAGACCUUGCUGGGCGUGGACCUGGUGCAAAGAAGUGGGAUGAACGCGAGCGGCGGAAGAAGGACACUGUACGUAGGUUUUCGAAUGCGAGAGACGGGUAUAUGGAGGUCAGGGAUGGGUUGACGUAUGUGUACUCUUUUCCCCGUUCCAUCCUUACUGACUAA
Molecule: messenger RNA, 309 nt
Organism: Suillus paluster
Lineage: Eukaryota; Fungi; Basidiomycota; Agaricomycetes; Boletales; Suillaceae
Exons: 1
Molecular function (GO): protein binding
Source: RefSeq, a predicted model, not a curated record